UAAAUGCCACUAACACCCUAGUUUUUCUGAGUUGGUAAAGUUAGAAGAGGUAAAGGCUUGACGGCGGAGCAGGAGGGUGAAAAAAGAGAAUCUAGAGACGAACCCAGAGAUGUCAAAAUCACAGAAGCGCGCUAUAGAAGACGAGAAAAAGGACUUCGCUGCCAUUACAGAGAAGCUAGCACAGCAACAGAUAUCUUUAAAUAAACAUAGGGAAGAGCUUAAGAAGCUUGACAAGUGCUUUGCUGCAAAGGAAAAAUCGGUGAAAACUCUUGAACUCCUCAAAGAGAGAGAAAAUGACCGCUUGGAAGCAUUCGUCAAGAUGACUGAGGAGAAACAUGCAGAUGCCCUAACCUUUUUUGAAAAACAGAGGGAGUCCAAACAGGAAAAGAAUGCUAUAAUUGAGAAAUUAAUGGAGGAAGAAAGGACAGUAAAAAGUGAAGUGGGCAAGGUUGAGGAACUCCUGAAUGAAUGUAAAGGUUACCAGAAUGUUCUGUUAAAGGUGAUGAAUACAGAGAGGCAAGAAGCCCCAGAAGCAGAGACUUUUAAAGCUCAAGUCUUAUCCAACUUAGAAUCUUUUGAGAUUCAUGAAACCACAGUUACCCAGGGUUUGGAGACCUCUCCAGAUAGCGUGCCAUCUUCAGACAAAAAGCCCACACUGUCCUCAGCCCCCAGCAACACUCUUGUCACAGAUUCGAACCUGGAAAGUGACAUCGACAGUGAGCUGCAGCUAUACUUCUCUGAACCUCAUCAGCUAAUGGAUCUGUUGUCUAAGAUGACAGACCAGAAUCUGUCUCUGGUUCAGAACGCCACCAGGAUAGACAAAAAGCUGGAGGAGACCAUUGAGAUCACCAGGAAGAAAAUGGAUGAUGAUGAAGAGAAGCUAACAUUACAGAUAAAUGACAUGAAGGACAGAAUUGACAAAGAAACAGACAGAGGUGCCAUUCUCAGAAAGAAGGUUCUUCUCCAUGAUUCAUUAAAAGCACAAGACCAGGAUAUUAUGUUGCAAACUCUGGCUCAGAAAGUCGCAACAGUGCAUUCCAGUGUGGAUAAACGUUUGACUAACCUCAGCACCUUGGAGAAGCUGGCUAGUAUUGAGAAUCGUGCAUCUUUGCUUCUCGAGGAAAUUGAGAGUAUCCCUCAAGAAACAUUGCACACGCUGAGGUGUAUCAAGGACAAGGAGAGGAGGAGCAGGCUGCGCCAGGAAGAGCUAAGACUGGAGAUGGAGAAACAAGCAGAAAGGAUGAAAAAGUGCAUCAAAAGAUCACAGCACGAUACCAAGAAAACUUAUGGAAGAAAGCUCAUGCCCAGAUGCAUCCCUGUGAAACAGAGGGUCCAAGCCACUGAGGAGGCCAUUGUUGAGGACACAGAGGAGGACAACCAAGACUACCUCUUCAAAGAUGACUCAGACUAAAAAUAAAAUAAAAGU
This is a messenger RNA of Mugil cephalus (flathead mullet), 1426 nucleotides long. RefSeq names its product cilia- and flagella-associated protein 100-like. NCBI's taxonomy places the organism in Eukaryota, Metazoa, Chordata, Actinopteri, Mugiliformes, Mugilidae. The transcript is spliced from 13 exons. The record is from RefSeq and is a predicted model, not a curated record. Bases 110 to 1411 code for a protein of 433 amino acids.